Messenger RNA from Trypanosoma cruzi, 1875 nucleotides. RefSeq lists its product as uncharacterized. NCBI's taxonomy places the organism in Eukaryota, Euglenozoa, Kinetoplastea, Trypanosomatida, Trypanosomatidae. The transcript has a single exon. The record is from RefSeq and is a predicted model, not a curated record. The coding region runs from base 1 to 1875 and encodes 624 amino acids.
AUGCUGCCCUGGCGCUGUUCACAUCUUUUUUUUUUUUUUUUUUUAGAGAAGACAGAGAGGCAGACGAGUUUUGGGGGUGAUAUAGACGGUGAGGUAUUAUACACAUACCGACACAAAAACAGGGAACACAGAAUCAAACAUAUAUAUAUCUUUAUGGAUGCCUUGUCCACGGGCUUUUGUGCGAGCGCCAUGAAGGGCGUACUUCCGCACGGUCCGGGGGAGAGCUGGGCCUCGCUCUGGCCUUCACCCAGAGUCCAAGUCGUGGACAUUCAGCGGUAUCCAAAGAUUGUGACGGAGCCAUUUGUGGUGUCGCGCUUUUAUGUUGCAGUGUCAGACUCAGCUUCGCUUAUUUGGCUUGUUGUUCCUCCUGGGAGUGAAAUGGAGGAGCUGAUUGAUACCUUUCAAAUCGAAGUGGGAUCCUGUAUCACGCUGAAUGAGUAUAGCGUGGUGGCAGCAAAAAAUGCAUUGAAUGUGGUUGUACCCCUUUCGAUAACUUAUUCAGGGAAUGAGCUUUCCCUAUUGGGGAACCCAACGGUUGAAGAAACUCUCUUUUGCCUGUCAACAGAGGCCCUUACCAAACGACGGGGAGCCGUAAAACCCAACUUUUCUCGCGCAAUUGAAUCGUAUAUGAAAAUAAGCCUCAUUGACUUUGUGGAUGCAAAGGGACACGAAUUGGAGGACUACGCACUGGAUCUGCGAAUAAUAUGGAAAGGGAAACAAAGACACCUUACAGCAAGUGGUUCAAUGGGGCGUUUUGUAUUUGAUUGUAUAGGAGUAGAUCGCAAUGGUGAUGCAGUGUCUAUUUCUUGUACGGGACAAUCGGGUCUUUACGACAUAUUUUCAUUGGGGGAUUGUGUUUGCGUGACAAACGCAUGUCUUACAAGCCGCAGUGAAGCCGAGGAUACGAUGCGAUUGCAACUCAACGAGCGAUCAUUUGUUGUGUUGCGUGGGGAAGAGGCAGUGAGUAACAUUCCAACACAUCCCUGUCGGAUGUUUGGUGCGAGAUCGGUGACAAAUCUCAUAAACUAUAGCAACGUUGGCGACAUUGUUCAUGUGGAGGGAGUGGUGACGUCCGUGUCUUCCGCGGCACUGGUAAACACAAGACGGGGGCGGGUCGAGCGCUCGGGGAUCUCGUUACAGGAUCCUGCUUCCUCAUCUCUUAUUGACGUGACGCUCUGGGAAGAGUUUUCGCGGAGUGUCAGACCAAAUGUGGGUGAGAGGUGGUGUUUUUGUGGAUUUGUUGUUGGUGAGUUUAUGCGGCGACUCACACUUUCCAGCAGGUACGGAAGUGGGGCAUUUCAGAUGAAGAUGACGCCAGAGAAGUCAUUGUUACCUGUGAACCGCACGGAAAAAAUUCCAUUUAUGUCUCUGGAAAAUAAGGACUCACUGCAGGUGGUUCUUGACCUGGAGGAGGCCUCCGAGACGUUACCGGUUCUGGCCAAAAUACAACGCGUACGGGUUCCCCUUACAUAUGUGGCUUGUCGAGGUUGCGGUAAGCAGAUUCGCAGCAAAGCCUCAUCUUGUGCAGCGUGUGGCGGGAGCACGCUGGAGGAGCGUUUUUUUGUCCGGCUGGAGUUAUCUGACGGUAUUUGUGCGGUGUCUGCUGUUGGCUUUGCGCAGAUUGGGGAGACGUUGUUUGGCAUGGAUUUGCCAACGCUGAUGAAGCAGCGGGAGGAGUCGCCUGGCUUUGAGGGAAAUAUUGCUCGGGAUGUCGUUGGUCUCCCGCUGCUGUUUUGGUUGCUGCGCUCACCCGAUGACAGCCUGUUGCAUGUUGUGAAGUGCCAGCACAUUGACAUGGCUCGCUGUGCGGCGACGCUGCUGGGUGCUCUUGCGCAGAUGAUGGGGCCGAGUUUUGACGCGUCACGAACAGAGUAG